Messenger RNA from Paramuricea clavata, 7527 nucleotides. The record is from the annotation of a GenBank genome assembly. Lineage: Eukaryota; Metazoa; Cnidaria; Anthozoa; Malacalcyonacea; Plexauridae.
GUGAUGUUGGUCACUGGUCUUAUCUGGGAAUUCUUUUGUAUGGAUAAAUGUUACAAACGAGCAAUAACAGGUAAAAUAUAAUGAAGUUAUAAAUAAAGUUAGUUUAGUUUAGAUUUCCUUCUGUGGUAACACUGGAUCAAUAAGAGAUUAUCCUUACUGGACCUCUAGGGAGAACAAUUUAAAACUGAUAGAGCUAUAUCCAUGCAGUAUAAAUGAAGUUAGUUUAGGUUUCCUCCUGUAGUGACACUGGAUGAAUAACUAAAGAAAUGAUCCUUAUGUCGUAAAUAAGUAGACAAACAUUAUACAUUGAUAACAUGAAGUAUUGACUGUUUUCGCGCCUUUUCAUGGACGCCAUGUUGUUGUUAUUCCACGCUUUAUAUUAUCGAAAGAACCUGUAUUAAUCGUAACAAUAUACCAAUAAAUACUUGAAAUUAUGGUGCCGUGACCAGGAUGAAAGAACAACAACGUCUAAUAGCAUCACGGAGAGCACACAGAGCACAUUUAACGAAAGUUUUGAAGAAAAUUACGGAACUAAAAGAAGUAGAAGACGAUCAAAAUGAACAGCAUGCUAUUGUGACACUUGGCAGUUAUUUAGAGCAACUCCAACGGAAAGGACACGUACUAUCAGAACUAGACAAUAAGAGAUUUGAACUAUUCACAAAACCUGAAGAUUUGGAAGCAGAUAUUAUCGAGGCAGAAGACACACAGAGUUUUAUCGCAGAGACAAUUUGUACAACUAAAAAUUUUAUUGAGAACAAAAUCAAGUCCAUGAACAUAAGUCAGCACGACCAAGCAGCAGGAGCGAGUAACAAUAUUCAACAAACGCCAGAAAGCAACCAGGCAACAAGCAGUGAGAGUGAACCUGCAGGAAAUCAACCAUCAACACCAGAAGAGACACAACCACAAUCAAGCACAGUAAGUGAAAAUUUACCUGUCAAUUUAAACCAGCCACCCACUACAAGUACGUCAGUUACAAGUACAAACCCCACCAUUUCGAACAGUAGUUACAGCAUGAGUCGACUCCCAAAGUUAGCACUACCAACCUUUGACGGCAACCCCUUGAAUUGGCAAACGUUCUGGGAUUCCUUUCGCACAGCAGUACACGAUAACCCGUAUCUAAGCAACAUACAGAAACUGAACUAUUUAAGAGCCCAGUUAAUUGGGGAAGCAUCAAGGUCAAUCGCUGGAUUUCCUUUAACCGAAAAUAACUAUCUAGAGAGUAUCAAACUAUUACAAGAGAGAUUUGGUCAACAACACAGCAGUGAGUGCACACAUGCAAGCAUUAUUAAACAUACCAAGCCCGACAAGUACCUUGUCUAGUCUAAAGAGUUUCUACGACACAUUGGAAACACAUAUCCGUGCACUCGAAGCGUUAGGAAAAUCACACGAUUCAUAUGGGGACAUUUUGAUUCCUAUAAUCCAUAAGAAAUUGCCAGCAGACUUGAUAAAAACACUUACGAGAGAACACAACACUAAUGAAUGGAAACUAGAUGAGCUCCGAAAGGCAAUACGCAGAGAAAUCGACAUAUUAGAAGUAGGUGAAAAUAACCCCUCUAAGCAACACCCAAAUGAAAUUUGUCCAGACCCACCUACAGCAGCAUUUGCCAUUGGACAAUCAAAAAACUCGACAUACAAGCCCCGUCAUGUACCAUCAACCACAGCAAAGCGAGCAUGUGUUUACUGUAAAGGUUUGCAUAGUCCAAAUAACUGUACUGUCAUAACUGACAAGAAACACAGACACAACAUAGUGCGAGAUUUCAAACUAUGUUUCAAUUGUCUUAAUGAUAAUCACAUUGUGUCCCAGUGCAAGACAAGGGGUCGAUGCAAAAUUUGUCAUCGCAAACAUCACACAAGUUUAUGUUCAGCAGAAAAUCCCCCACCCCCCAACCAAGAUAAACAGGACCCCACACCAAAUGUUCCAAACCAAUCAGUAAAUACAAUUAAUACCGCCCCAACCGAAAACAUGGCCACACCCACAUCCAUUUCACCCGCAGCAACAACGCCCACAACCAUUUCACCCUCAACAAUUCAACAUCUAAGUGAAAACAAACACAAGUCAACAUUGUUGAAGACAGCCAUCUCUCCAAUUGAGUACAUUGGGUCGACAGUUACUGCCCACAUUUUGUUUGACGAAGGGUCUCAUCGUUCAUUUAUCACCAGUAGCUUAGCCAGGAAUGUGGGUCUAACAGCUGAACGCGAGGAAACCCUUUCCCUCUCCACAUUUGGUGGGACAACCACAUCAGUAAGAAGAGUAGAAGUAGGUACCAUCAACUUGCAGACUCCUGUAGGAGAAAACAUUGCCAUUGAAGUUGCUGCCCCUUUACAAAGUUUUACUACCAUUGAUUUGCAUAAUUUGCCCCACCUUAAAGGACUGACAUUUGCACACCCAAUAACGAAUGAGCAUACCUUUGACAUUGAUUUAUUGAUUGGAGCAGAUCAUUAUUGGAAUGUCGUUGAAGAUGAAAUAAUCAAGGGUUCUGGCCCAACAGCAGCAAAGUCAAAGAUUGGUUAUCUCCUGUCAGGACCCAUUCCACUGUCCAACCAAACAUCUGCAUUAAACACCACCAUUUUAAACAUCAUGACAGCAAGCAAGGAUGAUGAAUUUGAAUUCCGACGUUUUUGGGAGCUAGAGUCAAUUGGAAUUCAACCACGUGAAAAGGACGAUACAUCAGAUUUCUUGCAACAAUACCAAGACACAUCUAUUUCCCUGAAAGACGGAAAAUACCAUGCCAAAUUACCGUGGAAACCCGAUCAACCAAUCCUACCACCCAAUGCUGAAAUCGCUGCGAAAAGAACAAGAUCAAUGGUACGACGAAUGGCGAAUGAUCCAGAGAAGUUAAAAAUGUACAACGACGUGAUCAUUAAUCAAGAAAAACAAGGUUUCAUCGAGAAAGUGGAAAACCCAAACAUGAACACUCGAACAUGUCACUAUAUUCCUCAUCACGCCGUAAUUAAAGAGUCGUCUACCACACCACUACGAGUCGUUUAUGACUGUAGUUGCCGUAAAUCUUCAGAUCACGCAAGUUUAAACGAUUGUUUAACAACUGGACCCCCAAUCCUCAACGAUUUAACAGCAAUAUUGCUCAUAUUCCGUCAGCCGAAGUACGGAUUAACAGCAGAUAUCGAAAAGGCAUUUUUAAAUAUUGUCCUGGAUGAAGAAGAUCGUGAUGCUACCCGCUUCUUCUGGUUGAACGACCCGAGCGAUCCAACUAGUGCCUUUGAUGUUUACCGAUUUAAAAGUGUGUUAUUUGGGGCAACGAGUUCACCAUUUAUUCUAAAUGCCACCCUUGAUAAACACUUAAAACAAUUCAAUGAUCCAGUAGCGAAACGUAUUCGUGAAGAUAUUUAUGUUGACGACCUUGUGUCCGGAGCCCAAGAUGAUGACGAAGCAGUUUCAUUUUAUACCAAAGCACGAACACUGAUGACACCUGGUGGAUUUAACUUGAGAUCUUGGGCAUCGAACAACCCUGUUGUCAAGACGAUCGCAGCGAAAGAAAACCUUUUAAAUGACAAUCUGAAACCUAAAGUUCUUGGCAUGCAGUGGGAUACUAUCAACGACACCCUCCUCUACCCCAACAGAGUGACCACAUCCGAAUCCAAUCCCCCAACGAAACGUGAAGUAUUACGUACUUCAUCAAAGAUAUAUGACCCCAUUGGGUUCCUUAACCCCGUAGUCGUUAAUGCGAAAAUUCUGAUGCAAGAGAUAUGGAUGAGAGGGUUGCAAUGGGAUGAACUCUUACCACCGGAAAUACAAGCGAGUUGGGAGAAACUGACUAAAGAAUUACAAGCAAGCAUCCAUGUACAAUUACCUCGUCAAUACUUUCCAUCAACAAAUGGGUUGCCCGAGGAUACAGAGUUACACAUAUUCGUAGAUGCGAGCUUGAAAGCUUACGGUGCCGCAGCAUAUGUUAAAUCUUCCAAAGCCAAUCAUUCCUCCUUUGUUAUGGCAAAGUCGAGAGUUGCGCCAUUGAAAAAGUUGACGUUACCCCAAUUAGAACUAACGGCAGCUUCGAUAGGAGCACGGUUAUGCUCGUACUUGGCAAAAGUACUACAAGUUACGAACGUUUUCUUGUGGAGUGAUAGCCAAAUCGUCCUGCAUUGGCUUCACAGUACCAAACAACUUAAACCUUACGUUGCCAGCCGAAUUGCAGAAAUCAAAACUCUUACAUCUAUCGAAAAUUGGAAAUACUGCCCCACAGAAGAUAACCCCGCAGAUUUGCUAACACGAGGCAUCACCACCAACCAACUCAAUGCAUCAGAAAUCUGGCGAACUGGACCAACUUGGUUGCUAGCAACUCCAGAGACGUGGCCAUCUUGGACACCCUCAACUCACCUCUUACUAACCCAAACUGAGGAUUCCACAAACGAAGAAAAUGUAUCGACAACACCUGAAGAUCCGUACAAACAACCCGGAUUCCAUCAUCUAUUAACGGUCUCUAAAUUUAGUAAUCUCUCACGACUAGUGAACGUCGCAGCAUACGUUUUACGGUUUGUGAAAAACUGCAAAGACAAUCAAGUCAAGGAAAUCGGACCUCUAACCCCACGCGAAAGGGAUGAAGCAACUCGUCAGUUGAUCCAGAACGCACAACAAUUGACAUACCAUAACGAAAUCAAUAAUCUCGCAGCGAAAAAGGCACAACGAUUACCUUUAGUACGCCAACUUCGUCUAUUCAAGGACAAGUUUGGCCUUCUUCGCUCUGGUGGGAGAAUACACAACGCGCCCCUCGCAGAAUCAACGAAAUUCCCAAUACUUCUACCACCGAGAAAUGACUUCACGAAGCUCAUAAUCGUCGAAACUCAUGUUCGCCAAUUACACUCGGGUGUGAACGCGACACUAACAGCGCUACGUCAACGAUAUUGGAUUCCUUCCGGACGACAACUCGUGAAGAAGAUCAUCAAUAAAUGUGUCACCUGCAGGAAGAUAUGCGGAAGCUCGUAUAAUCCUCCAGAUCCACCACCAUUGCCGAAAGCAAGACUUCAACAAACACGACCAUUUGAAAUCACAGGUGUUGAUUUCACUGGAGCAUUGUACGUAAAAGAAUCGGGAACAGAAAAUAAAGCAUACAUUUGUCUCUUUACGUGCGCCACCACAAGAGCUGUACAUCUCGAAAUUGUGUCGGACAUGUCUGUACCAACGUUUAUCCUUGCAUUCCGUAGAUUUGUUGCUCGGAAAUCACUACCCAAAUUAAUGAUGUCAGACAAUGCUUCUACAUACUUGUCGGCAGCGGAAGAACUGAAGAAAUUGUUUGAAUCACCCAUACUGAAAGAGACACUCAUUAGACAGAAUGUACAAUGGCAAUUCAUUCCAAAGAGAGCACCGUGGUUCGGUGGCUUUUGGGAGAGAUUGAUAGGACUGACGAAAACAGCUUUAAAGAAAGUACUUGGAAGAGCGUCAGUGAACUUAGUAAUGCUACAAACAAUCGUGGUGGAAAUCGAAGCCAUUUUAAACGAUAGACCAUUGACAUACGUGUCGUCAGACGUAAAGGACCAACAACCACUUACACCAUCGCACCUCUUAUAUGGCAGAAGAAUAACAGUCCUACCAAAUGAGUCCCUAGAGGAAGAUGAGUUGAUUGAUCCGAACUUCAACGAAAAUGUAGAAAUCCAAAGGAACGCCAAGAGACUAGUACUACUCCUACAACACUUUGAGCAACGUUGGAGACAAGAGUAUCUCACAUCCUUGCGAGAAUUCCAUAAGAAUACUGGUACAGAAAAGGAAACUAUCAAAGUAGGAGACGUUGUACAAGUCCAUGAUGAUAAAUCUCGACUAACAUGGAGAUUAGCAGUGAUCGAAAGUUUAAUUCGAGGACGGGAUGGACAUGUGCGAGCUGCUAACAUUCGAACAGCAUCCGGAAAGACUAAUAGACCCAUAACGAAACUUUAUCCUCUAGAAGUAGCAGCUAAAACAGAAGAACCAGGCCUCGUAGACAAGGAUUGUGUCCAACAAGAAAAUGCAGCAACCGAAAUUACUCCACGACCGAAACGGACAGCCGCGUGUAAAGCAGUUGAACAAAUCAGGAGAUGGACCCGAGAACUUCGCGUGCCCCCGGAGGAUGUCGUAAAUAAGUAGACAAACAUUAUACAUUGAUAACAUGAAGUAUUGACUGUUUUCGCGCCUUUUCAUGGACGCCAUGUUGUUGUUAUUCCACGCUUUAUAUUAUCGAAAGAACCUGUAUUAAUCGUAACAAUAUACCAAUAAAUACUUGAAACCUUACUGGACCUCUAGAGAGAACAGUUUAGAACUGAUAGAGCUAUCCAGUAUAAAUAAAGUUAUAAUUAGUUUAGUUUAGGUCUCCUCCUGUAGUAACACUGGAUCAAUAAGAGAUAAUCCUUACUGGACCUCUAGGAACAACAGUUUACAACUGAUAGAGCUAUCCAGUAUAAAUAUGUUUAGUUUAGGUUUCCUCCUUUACCAACACAGGAUCAAUAAGAGAUGAUUCUUACUGGACCUUUAGGGAGAACAGUUUAGAACUGACAGAGCUAUCAAUAAGAUGGAUGAAUAAGAUGAAUGAAUAAGAAAUUACCUUCACUGGAUCGGACCUUUAAGGGAGAACAGAUUAGAACUGAUAGAACUAUCCAACAGAUUAGAACUGAUAGAACUAUAGUUCUAUCAUUAGACUAGAUUAGAACUGAUAGAGCUAUAGUUCUAUCAUUCUAACCUGUUCUCGAUAGAGGUCCGGUCUUAUUGAUGCAAUGUUACUACAGGACGAAACCUAAACUAAAGUAACUUUAAUUAUGCUGGAUAGCUCUGUCAGUUCUAAUCUGUUUUCCCUAAAGAUGCAGUAUGUAUCAUCUUUUCAAAUAAAGUUAAUUUAGUUUAGAUUUCCUUUUGUGUAUAGUAACACUGUACAGGCAAGAGAAGACUCUUACUGGACCCCUCGGACGAAAGUUUAGAAAGAACUGAUAGAAAAUUUAACUUUUUCUAUAUAUUAAUUGUAUAUAGGCUCUUCAGUUGACGUGGGUAUGAACGCGACAAAGUUGGACCAAAUAGAAAAGGAAAUGAUUGCAGACAUACAGAAAAUGUUCUCAACCUGGAGAGCUCAACGAGACCUCGAGAUCGGGAUUGCAGGACCCAUGGAAAUCCAGGACGUCGAACAGAAUGGCGAGCAGUUUAGUAUGAAACAAUCGCAACAAUUUCCACAACAACAGCCGGUGUCACAACAGAAACUGUAGGAGAGGAGCAGCUGAUCUCGUAGAUGAAUAUGUAAAUACGUAACUUUUUCUUAUUUUGUUUUCAUCGUGUGUGAGCACAUUUGCCCUCAGUCGUGUCUUUAAUUAGCAGUGAAUCACCUGGCGUUAGGGAAAGUAAGUUUCCUGGCGUGAGUCGUGGGGUUAAACAGGGGAAACUAAAGCCUGGUUAGGGACCGGUCAUUAUUUAUGGCCGCCGGGGGUGGCACCAAAGAGAAAAGGGUUUAGUAAGUAAAGGGUUGGGUAAAUGAAAAACAAAACAACUCAAAGGUUGAGUAAUGAAAAUUUAUUGUCAUUUCCAAAGCAUGACUCACUGAAAUAUUGGAGACUGAAAAGCAA